This is a messenger RNA of Hevea brasiliensis (rubber tree), 1594 nucleotides long. Its product is annotated as loganic acid O-methyltransferase. The record is from RefSeq and is a predicted model, not a curated record. The transcript has 3 exons. Gene Ontology annotation, biological process: methylation. Gene Ontology annotation, molecular function: S-adenosylmethionine-dependent methyltransferase activity. NCBI's taxonomy places the organism in Eukaryota, Viridiplantae, Streptophyta, Magnoliopsida, Malpighiales, Euphorbiaceae. The coding region runs from base 300 to 1442 and encodes 380 amino acids.
ACCACGAUGACUUUUAUCCCCUUUAAUUAUUUUCAAAGUGUUAAAAAAAAAAAAUUCUAAAGGUUCAUAUUCAUAUACCAAAAACUCUAUCAAAUACACUAGGAAAAGCCAAUUUAGAAACGAACAGCAAGUGAUCAGUGGCAAGAAUGAUAGUAGUACCUAUCCCUUGUGAAGAGUUUUUCUAUGUUUGACCAGCAGAUCAGACAUUCUUCUUCGAUACCAGCAAGGAAUCUGUCAGUUCCCGCACCCUAUUCCUUAUUCGUGUUUCUGUUUCCAGUGUUUUGCUCGCUGCACUGUAUAUGCUCAAUGCCUUUAUAAGUUGUUAUGUAAACCCACUACAACCACCACCCCCGCCCUCCCAAGUCUCUACAAGACAUCCAUUAGAAAUGGCUAGUGACCAGACCAGAAACUCCAUUUAUAGCUAUAUCCACAAUUCUUUCUUGCAGAAAAUUGGGGUAGAUAAGGCAAAGGGUAUCAUCUUCGAGACAAUUUUGGAGAAACUUGACAUCAAACAAAUAUUUUCAUCCUCUCCAACCAUAUUCAGGAUUGCGGACUUGGGUUGUGCUGCUGGGCCUAACACAUUUCUUGCAGUUGAAAACAUAGUAGAACUUGCAAAGCUCAAAUGCCAAUUUCAUGGACUCGAUCUAGACAGUCUUGAGUUUCAGGUGUUCUUCAAUGAUCUAGUUUUCAACGAUUUCAAUAUGCUUUUCAAGAACCUUCCCAGUGACAAAGAAUACUAUGCUUCUGGUGUGCCUGGAUCCUUUCAUGGUCGCUUGUUUCCUCCGGCUUCUCUCCAUUUUGCCUACUCCUCUUAUGCACUUGCAAAUCUCUCAAAGGUGCCGGAUGAGCUCCAGGACACUGUUUCUCCAGCUUGGAACAAAGGGAAAGUUUAUUUUACAAACUCUCCAAAGGAAGUUGCUGAGGCUUACACCAUGCAGUUUGCCAAGGACCUGGAGUCCUUUCUGAAAGCCAGAGCCCUAGAGCUUGUUCCUGGAGGGCUUAUGGCUUUUCUCUUCACAAGUGUUCCUCCAGAUACUAAAUGUGCUCUCACUGCAGUUCUUGAUCUUUUGGGAUCUACCCUCAUGGAUCUAGUCAACAUGGGAAAGGUGAGCGAAGAAAAAGUGGAUUCCUUCAACUUACCACUGUACUUCCCAAAUCCAAUAGAAUUCAAGGAUUUGAUUGCGAAAAACGGGAGUUUCACCAUCGAAAGAAUGCAUGCCCUGGAACUUCCCUGUCCUGAAGUUGGAGAAGGUGUUAUGCACAUAAGAGCAAUCUUGGAGGAGCCCAUCAAGGAAAAUUUUGGAGCCCAGAUCAUUGAAAGUUUAUUCAACCAAUUGCAGAACAAAAUCGCUGAAAACUCUGUCGCUUUUGACUUAAGCUAUAAGCGUGCAUUUGUACCAUGCGCUGUUCUGAAGCGCAAAAUGUAUCUGGAAAAUGAUUAGUUAAGUUCCAGGAUCUAAAUAAGAUCAACUUUGAUCCCAAAUAACGUCUAUUUGGGAUCUUGCUUUGGCUUGCUUAUUGAUGUUGUUUUUGUGGAAGGAUAGUAACACGUUGGUCUUUGAUAGUGUAAGAAGUGAACCUAGAGUCUUAUCGU